AUGGGUGAUAUGAAUGGACAAGUUGUAGCUGGUGGUCAUAAUCAAGGAAAUCGAUUGGAUCAACUGAAUGAUCCAGCCAAUGUGUUGAUCGACAAAGAGACGGAUAGUCUCAUUAUUUGUGAUUACGGGAAUCGACGAGUCGUACGAUGGUCUCGUCGUAGUGGCACAACUCAAGGAGAAAUCCUCAUUGACAACAUCCGUUGUUAUGGAUUGGCCAUGGAUGAUCAGAGAUAUCUCUACAUCUCUGACAUCGAAAAACAUGAAGUAAGACGAUAUCGAAUAGGGGACAAGGAUGGAACUAUCGUGGCUGGUGGCAAUGGCAAAGGUGAUGGUCUCAAUCAACUCAACGAUCCGCGCUACAUCUUUAUUGAUCAACAAUAUACUGUCUACGUGUCAGACCGUGAGAAUAAUCGUGUGAUGAAAUGGAAUAAAGGUGCAAAAGAAGGAAUUGUCGUCGCUGGGGGUCGAGGCGGAGGGAAUGCUCUGACACAAUUGUGGGAUCCUGAUAGAUUGUUCGUCGAUACAUUGGGUACCGUCUAUGUGGCAGACUCGUGGAAUCGUCGAGUGAUGCGCUGGCCUAAAGAAGCAAAACAGGGCACUGUCAUUGUGGAUGGCAAUGGUCCAGGAGAAGGAGCAAAUCAGUUCAAUCGUCCCAUCAGUUUGUCCUUCGAUCGACAUGGCAAUCUCUAUGUUACCGAUCGUCUAAAUCAUCGUGUUCAACGUUUCUCUAUUGAAUAG
This is a messenger RNA of Rotaria sp. Silwood1, 738 nucleotides long. The record is from the annotation of a GenBank genome assembly. NCBI's taxonomy places the organism in Eukaryota, Metazoa, Rotifera, Eurotatoria, Philodinida, Philodinidae.